GGGGCUGCGCGCGCCAUGGAGCCGCGGUGCCCGCCGCCGUGCGGCUGCUGCGAGCGGCUGGUGCUCAACGUGGCCGGGCUGCGCUUCGAGACGCGGGCGCGGACGCUGGGCCGCUUCCCGGACACGCUGCUAGGGGACCCGGCGCGCCGGGGCCGCUUCUACGACUGCGCGCGCCGCGAGUACUUCUUUGACCGGCACCGGCCCAGCUUCGACGCGGUGCUCUACUACUACCAGUCCGGCGGCCGGCUGCGGCGGCCGGCGCACGUGCCGCUCGACGUCUUCCUGGAGGAGGUGGCCUUUUACGGGCUGGGCGCGGCGGCGCUCGCGCGCCUGCGCGAGGACGAGGGCUGCCCCUUGCCGCCCGAGCGCCCCCUGCCCCGCCGCGCCUUCGCGCGCCAGCUCUGGCUGCUCUUCGAGUUCCCCGAGAGUUCGCAGGCCGCGCGCGUGCUCGCCGUCGUCUCCGUGCUCGUCAUCCUCGUCUCCAUCGUCGUCUUCUGCCUCGAGACGCUGCCCGACUUCCGCAACGACCGCGACAACCCGGGGCUCGCUGCGGUGGCGGCUGCCGGCCCGUUCCCUGCUCGGCUGAAUGGCUCCAGCCCAGUGCCUGGAACCCUGUCUCGCAUGCCCUUCGAUGACCCGUUCUUUAUGGUGGAGACGUUGUGCAUCUGUUGGUUCUCCUUUGAGCUACUGGUGCGCCUGGCGACCUGCCCAAGCAAGGCGGCCUUUUUCAAGAACGUGAUGAACCUCAUCGAUUUCGUGGCCAUCCUCCCCUACUUUGUGGCGCUAGGCACCGAGCUAGCCAGGCAACGGGGCGUGGGCCAGCCGGCCAUGUCACUGGCCAUACUACGAGUUAUCCGACUGGUGCGCGUCUUCCGGAUCUUCAAGCUGUCCCGGCACUCAAAGGGCCUGCAGAUCUUGGGCCAGACACUACGGGCCUCCAUGCGUGAGCUGGGUCUCCUCAUCUUCUUCCUCUUCAUCGGUGUGGUUCUCUUCUCCAGCGCGGUCUACUUUGCGGAGGCCGACCGGGAAGAUUCCCAUUUCACCAGCAUCCCUGAGUCCUUUUGGUGGGCGGUGGUCACCAUGACCACAGUCGGCUAUGGAGACAUGGCACCCGUCACUGUGGGUGGCAAGAUAGUGGGCUCUCUGUGCGCCAUCGCUGGUGUGCUGACCAUUUCCCUGCCUGUGCCGGUCAUUGUCUCCAACUUCAGCUACUUUUACCACCGGGAGACAGAGGGCGAAGAGGCCGGAAUGUACAGCCACGUGGACACGCAGCCCUGUGGCCCACUGGAGGGCAAGGUCAAUGGGGGGUUGGUGGACGGAGAGAUGCCUGAGCUACCGCCUCCACUCUGGGCCCCCCCUGGGAAACACAUGGUCACCGAAGUGUGAGGGACUGUGGA
Messenger RNA from Lynx canadensis (Canada lynx), 1397 nucleotides. It is a transcript of the gene KCNA7, whose product is annotated as potassium voltage-gated channel subfamily A member 7. Bases 16 to 1386 code for a protein of 456 amino acids. Gene Ontology annotation, cellular component: voltage-gated potassium channel complex; membrane. The transcript is spliced from 2 exons. The record is from RefSeq and is a predicted model, not a curated record. Gene Ontology annotation, molecular function: protein binding; delayed rectifier potassium channel activity. NCBI's taxonomy places the organism in Eukaryota, Metazoa, Chordata, Mammalia, Carnivora, Felidae. Gene Ontology annotation, biological process: potassium ion transmembrane transport; protein homooligomerization.